Messenger RNA from Knipowitschia caucasica, 3618 nucleotides. Lineage: Eukaryota; Metazoa; Chordata; Actinopteri; Gobiiformes; Gobiidae. The record is from the annotation of a GenBank genome assembly.
AUGUUGUGGGGGUUUUGGGGGUUGUGGGGUGGGGUUUGGUGUGGAGGUUGGGUGGUGUGUUGGGGGGUUUUGGUGAGUGGGUUUGUGGGGUUGGGUUUUUGUGGGAGUUGUUUGGGUGGGGUGGUGUUGUGGUGGGGGUGGGGUGUGUGGUGUGGUGUGUGUGGGGUGGUGUGUGUGGGGGUGUGUUUUGUGGUGUUGGGUUUGUGUGUUUGGGAGGGGGGUGUUGUGUUGUGUGGGGUGUGGUGUGUGGUGGGGGUGGGGGUUUGUGGGGUGGGUGUGUGGGGGGUGGUGUUUGGGGUGGUGUUGUGUGGGGUGGUUUGUGGGGGUGGGGGUGUUGUGGGGGUGGGGUGUGUGGGGUGGGGGUGUGUGGGGUGGGGGUGUGUGGGGUGUGGUGGUUUUUGGGUGUGGGGGUGUGUGGGGUGGGUGUGUGGGGUUGUGGUUGUGGGGGUGGGUUUGUUGGGUGGGUGUGUGGGGGUGGUGUGUGGGGGUUGGUGUGUGGGGGUGGGUUGUGAGGGGGUGGGGUGUGGGGGUGGGGUUUGUGGGGGUGGGUGUGGGGUGGGGUUGGUGGGGUGGGGGUUUUGGGGGUGGGGUGUGUGGUGGUGGUUGUGGGGUGGGUGUGUGGGGGGGUGGGUGUGUGGGGUGGGGUGUGUGGGGUGGGGUUUGUGGGGGUGGGGUGUGGUGGUUGGGGUGUGUGGGGGUGGGUUUGUGGGGGUGGGGGUGUGGGGUGUGGGGUGGGUUGUGGUGGUGGGUUGUGGGGGUGGGUGUGUGUGUGGGGUGUGUGGGUGGGGUGUUUGGGUGGGGUGGUAUGGGGGUGGUGUGUGGGGGGAGGGGUGUGUGGGGGGUGGGUUGUGGGUGGGUGUUGGGGGUGGGUUGUGGGGGGUUGUGGGGGUGGGUGUGUGGGGUGGGGUGUGUUGGGUUGGGGUGUGUGGGGUGGGUGUGUGGGUGGGGUGUGUGGGGUGGGUGUGUGGGGUGGGGUUUGGUUGGGUGUGUGGUGGUGGGUGUGUGGGGGGUGGGGUGUGUGGGGUGGGUGUUGGGUGGUUGUGUGGGUGGGUGUGUGGGGGGGGGGGUGUGUUAUUAGUUAGUUGUAUAUGGAGGGGUUGGUUGUUGUAUAUGGAGGUGAGUGUUUUGGGAGGUGGUUGUUUAUUUUGGGGUUUGUGUGUUGUGGGGUUGUGGGUGUUGGGGUUUGGGUGUUUGGUGGUGGUAGUUUGUGGGGUGGUGUGGGGGAUUUGGUGUGGGUUGGGUUUGGGGUGUGGGUUGUGGUGGGUGGGGUGUUUGGGGUGUUGUGUGUGUGGGGGUGGGGUGUGUGGGUGUGGGUGUGUGGGGGUGGGGUGUGUGGGGUUGUUGUGGGUGGGGGUGGGGUGUGUGGGGGUGGGGUGUGUGGGGUGUGGGGUGUGUGGGGGUGGGUUGUGUGGGGGUGGGUGUGUGGGGUGGGUGUGUGGGGGUGGGUGUUUGGGUGGGGUGUGGUGGGUGGGUUGUGUGGGGUGUGGUUGUGUGGGGUGGGGUGUGGGUGUGUGUGGUGUGGGGGUUUUUGUUGGUUGGUUGUGUGGGUGUGUUGGGGGUGGGUUUGGGGUGGGUUUGUGGGGGUGGGGGGGGGGGGGGGGGGUGGUGGGGGGGGGUGGGGGGGUGGUGGGGGGGGGUGGGUGGUGGGGGUGGGGUUUGUGGGGGGUUGGGGGUGGUGGUUUGUUGGGGUGUUGGUGUUGGUGGGGGUUGUGGGGGUGGGGGUUGUGUUGUGUUGGGGUGGGGGGUGUGUGGUGGUGUUGUUGGGUUUGGGGGGUGUUGGGUUUGUUGGUGGGGGGGGUGGGGGUUUGGGGGGGGGUGGUGUUGUGGUGUUGUUGUGGGGGGGGGGGGUUGGGGGUGUGGGUGUGGGGGUGGGGGGUGGGGGGGGUGGGGGGUGUGUGGGUGGGGUGGGGUGUUUGGGUGGGGGGUGGGGGGGGGGGUGGGGGGUUGGGGGGUGGUUGGGGGGGGGUGGGUUGGUGGGGUGUGUGGGGGGGAGUUGGGGGGGGGUUUGGGGUGGGUGUGGGGGGGUGGGGGGGGGGUGGGGGUGGGGGUGGGUGUGGGGGGUGGGUUGUGGGGGUGUUUGGGUUUUGUGUGUUGGUGUGGGUUGUUGGGGGGGUGGGUGGGGGGUGGUGGUUGUGGGUGGGUGUUUGGUUGGGUUGGGUGUGGGGGGGGGUGGGGGUGUGGGUGGGGUGUGUGGGGGGUGUGGUUGGGUUGGGGGGGGGGGGGUGUGGUAGGUGUAGAUGGGAGGGGGUGGUUGGGGUGGUUGGGGUGUUGGUUUGGGUUGGGGUGGUUUUUGUGGGUGUUUUGUGUUGUUUUGUGUGGUUGAUGUGGUUGGAUUUGGUGAUUUGGUUGGUGGUUGUGUGGUUGGUGUUGGUGGGGUUUGUUGUUUGGUGGGGGUGUGUGUGUAUAUUGUGGGUGAGGAGGAAGUUGAUUUUUUGUUGUGGGGUUGUUGGUGGUGGGAGUGUGGUUUGGUGUGUUAGUGGGGUGUGGUGGUGGGUGUGUGGUUUUUGUUGUGUGGGUUGUUGGUUGUUGGGUUGUUUGUGGUGUUUUGUGGGUGGGUUGGGUGGGGGGGGGGUUGGUUGGUUUUGUGUUGGAGGGGGGGUGGGGGGGGGGGGGGGGGGGUUGGGGUGGGGUGUGGGGGGGGGUGGGGGGGUUGGGGGUGGUUGGUGUGGUUGGAUGUGGGUUGUGGGGGGGGGUGAGGUGGGUGUGGGGGUUUGGGUUGUUGGUAUUGGGGGGGUUUGUAGUUGUUUGUUUGGGGAGUUUAUUUGGUUUUUGUGUUUGGUGGGGGUGUGUUGGUGGUUUGUGUUUGAGGUUUUGGAUGUGGGGGUUUGGUUGGUGGUUUGGUGGUGGGGUGGGUGUGUUGGUGUUUGGGGGUGUGGGGGGUUGGGGUGUUUUGUGAGGUUGAUUUGUAGUUGUGUGUUUGGGGUUGGUGGGGUUGGUGGGGUUUUGUGGUGUGUGGGUGGGUGUUGUUGGUUUGUUUGGGGGUGGGGGUUUGUGUUUGGUUAUUUGUUAUUGUUUGUGGGGGGGGGUGGUGGGUUUGUUGGGUGGGGGGUGGGUUGUGGGGGUUUUUGUGUGGUGGAUUUGUGGGUGUUUUUUGGGUGUGGUGGGUUUUUUUGUUGGGUUUGGGUGUGUGGUGUAGGGUGUUUGUGUGUUGGUUGGUUUGUGGUGGGAAUUGGGGGGGGUGUGGUGUGUGUGGUGGGGUGUUGUUUGGGGGGGGUGGGUUGGUGGGGGGGGGUUUGUGGUUGGGGGUUGUGGGGUGGGGGGUGGAUGGUGUGGAGGGUUGUGUGUGUGGUGGGUUUGAUUUGUUUGGUUGGGUUGGUUGUUGGUGUGGGUUUUGGGGGGUGUUGGUUUGUUUUGUGGGUAGAAAUUUGGGGGAUAAUUGGGAGUAUGGGUGUAGAGAGUAGUAGGGAGGGGGGGGUUGGGUGGUGGGUGUAUGGUGGGGUAGGGGGUGGGUUGGGGUGGUGUGGUGGGGGGUGUUGUGUUGGGGGGUAUGGGUGGGUAUGGUUGUUGUUUGGGUUGGUGUGUGGGGGGGUGAUGGGGUGUGUUUGUGGGUGGUUGGGGGUGUUGGGGGUGGGGGGGGGUGUGGUGUGUGGGGGGGGGGGUGGGGGGGUUGGAGUUUAG